Messenger RNA from Brassica oleracea var. oleracea, 1949 nucleotides. RefSeq names its product MATE efflux family protein 5-like. The transcript has 2 exons. Gene Ontology annotation, biological process: xenobiotic detoxification by transmembrane export across the plasma membrane. The record is from RefSeq and is a predicted model, not a curated record. Gene Ontology annotation, cellular component: membrane. Lineage: Eukaryota; Viridiplantae; Streptophyta; Magnoliopsida; Brassicales; Brassicaceae. The coding region runs from base 132 to 1730 and encodes 532 amino acids. Gene Ontology annotation, molecular function: antiporter activity; xenobiotic transmembrane transporter activity.
AAAAAAAAAGUUCUACUCUGUUUCUUUUUCAUUUGCAUAAAUCAUUUUGCCUCCAAAAGGCUUCUGGGCUCUGUCUCUUUGUCUCUUUUAUCUCUACUCCGCUCAAAACAAUUUUACUCGCCUCAACAAACAUGUGUAAUUUAACACCAUCUUCUUCCUCUUCCUUACUAUCAUCUCCCAAAGAAAAAAACAAUUUCUCAAAACUCGAAACCUGUGAUGCAGACCAUGCCCAUUAUUCUGACUUUACCGAUGAUGGUUCCCGAGACCUUAAUAGAUGGCCAACUUUUCUCGAGGGCUUAGAGGAAGUGAAAGCGAUCGGAAGAAUCUCAGGGCCGACGGCAAUGACCGGACUUCUUAUGUACUCAAGAGCAAUGAUAUCGAUGCUGUUCCUUGGCUACCUCGGCGAACUUGAGUUAGCCGGAGGAUCUCUCUCCAUCGGCUUUGCCAAUAUCACCGGCUACUCCGUCAUCUCCGGCUUGUCCAUGGGGAUGGAGCCAAUCUGCGGGCAAGCUUACGGUGCUAAACAAAUGAAGCUUUUAGGACUAACCCUUCAAAGAACCGUCCUCCUCCUCCUCUCAUGCUCGGUCCCCAUCUCCUUCUCUUGGCUCAAUAUGAGGCGAAUCCUCUUGUGGUGCGGCCAAGACGAAGAGAUCUCUUCCGUUGCGCAAAAUUUCCUUCUCUUCGCCAUCCCUGACCUCUUCCUCCUCUCUCUGCUUCACCCUCUUCGUGUUUACCUCCGAACACAGAACAUUACAUUGCCCGUGACUUACUCCACGGCCGUCUCCGUCCUCCUUCACGUUCCGUUGAACUUUCUUUUUGUGGUGAAGCUCGAGAUGGGAGUCGCGGGAGUCGCUAUUGCUAUGGUCUUAACCAAUCUCAACCUCGUAGUCCUCUUAUCUUCUUUUGUAUAUUUCACAAGCGUGCAUAGUGAUACAUGGGUCCCACUUACUGUGGACUCUCUUAAAGGUUGGUCGUCUUUGCUCUCGCUUGCAAUACCCACUUGUGUAUCCGUUUGUUUGGAAUGGUGGUGGUACGAGUUCAUGAUCAUUUUGUGUGGAAUUUUGGUUAACCCAAGAGCCACCGUUGCUUCCAUGGGAAUCUUGAUCCAAACAACAGCUUUAGUCUACGUCUUCCCAUCCUCUCUCAGCCUCGGUGUCUCCACAAGAAUCAGUAACGAGCUUGGGGCUAAACGCCCGGCGAAGGCUCGUGUAUCCAUGAUAAUUUCCCUCUUCUGCGCGACCGCCUUAGGCCUAAUGGCAAUGGUGUUCACCGUGCUUGUUAGGCACCGAUGGGGACGCUUGUUCACCACGGAUGUAGAGAUUCUUGAGCUGACUUCAAUUGCAUUGCCCAUCGUGGGUUUAUGUGAACUCGGGAACUGUCCUCAAACGACCGGUUGUGGUGUUUUGAGAGGCUGUGCAAGACCAACACUCGGUGCCAACAUAAACUUGGGUUCGUUUUACUUUGUGGGCAUGCCGGUGGCUAUUCUCUUAGGGUUCUUUUUCAAACUAGGAUUUCCAGGUCUCUGGUUUGGCUUGCUUGCGGCUCAAGCGACAUGUGCUUCUCUCAUGCUGUUUGCACUCUUGAGAACAGAUUGGGCAGUCCAAGCAGAGAGAGCUGAAGAACUGACGUCAAAAACACCGGGAAAAACUCCUCCUCUCCUCCCAAUCGCCAGGACUAAGAGCAGGUCUCCACCAGAUACAGAUGAUAUGAUGAGAACCAUGUUGGUUUAGAUUGAUAUCUAUUCUUUGGAGUCAUUUGCCUUCAAUGUUGACGUACAAAUAUUCUUGUCAAACAUCAUUUUUGGAGUUUAUAUUACUCCUUAAUUUUUACUUCUUUUUUUAACAUAAGAACCACUUUGUUUUGUGGGCUUUAUUGGUGUUUUAUUUUAUCUAUGGUUGUAUGGAUGUAAUAGUUUCUAGAUUUGACUUUACCAGUUUGUACUAUAUUUG